Molecule: messenger RNA, 3448 nt
Organism: Agrilus planipennis (emerald ash borer)
Lineage: Eukaryota; Metazoa; Arthropoda; Insecta; Coleoptera; Buprestidae
Product: nuclear protein MDM1
Exons: 15
Coding region: 575-2707 (710 amino acids)
Biological process (GO): negative regulation of centriole replication
Molecular function (GO): microtubule binding
Source: RefSeq, a predicted model, not a curated record
AGAUAUUUUCGAAAAAGGGUCUUAUUUCGGAAACUACUGAAACUAAAAUUAUGAAAAAAUGAACAUUAAGAGAGGUUUUCUUAAGACCACAUAUGCAGAGAGUUCUAGCAGGGUACGGAGCCUUCGGUAUGCAAGUUGAGAUAGUUUUUGUGUUUUUUCUUUCGAUUAUGACUGUAAGGGGGCAAUAAUAGGUAACUUUUGGGUACUUAGUUAAACAGGGUAAAGAGAAAAAUGUCGGUGGAGAUACUUGUAAAAAGAAAGGCAUACGUCAAAUGUGCACCCCAUUUACGGAGCAAGCGUGAUAAUAUUGAUCAAAAGACGGUAAAAGCAGAAAACGACAAAAAUAAUGAGAGCAAGGUGGGGCAUCAUAAUGACGUUCCCGUCCAGUUGUCUUUAAUUUCAACCGAACCUCUAGACGGUGUAAUAGUGAUAAUACCGAUAAAAAUUUUACUAAUCCACACCAUCACAGAAUUAUAAUAAAUAACAACAAUAUAGCGGGUUGUGCUCUAACGAUAAUAGUAUUAUAUUAAUUUAUUUUUUACCCGUGCGACUGUGAUCAUAAUUUACCGAACUCAUGAUUGGUUCAUUUUGGAACCUUUGUAGAACGUGUCCUUCGAUGCCUGUAGAUAAGCUGCAUUCUGAAUAUCGAAGUACGUAUCGAUGGCAUGAGUACACAGGGUCUAGACAAGACGAUGUUAUACGAAAAGCCCCCCAAGCUAAUGGAACGGCUGUCGCCGUAUCUGGAGAAAUUCCGAACGCUAUUCAGAGUGCGGUUCCAUCGAAACAAGACGAUACUCAAAACGAAUGUAAGUCGAUAAAAAAAGUGAUUGAGAAUGGUCGUGUAGUUAGUUAUAUAAUGUCUCCAGUGCUCAAAAUGGAACCCGCUUUACCCAGGCGUAAGAAACAUCCGGAAUUAGCUUAUCGUCAUCACGAGUUUAUAACCAACGAAGCGGAUUUGAAUCCCAACAUUGAAUCUUCAUCGUUUCUUGAUCGAACAAGGAAUGCGGAAUUAACCGAAUACGAGUCAGAAGUGAGAGGCGGUGGUCAUUGGAAACCGUCUCGAAGGAGCAAGUCUGAAGGACCUUCCCGUACCAAUCCUGACGAUACAACUGAUAACGGCGAGAGACGUAGGGAAUCGGACCCUGAUAUUGACAACAUGAAUCGGGACGCUGGUUUGAUAAAGAAAGCCAUAUCGAAAAUUAGCACAGAAUAUCGUCUCCAGUUUGCUUGGCCUCAGGGACAUAUUUCGCGAAGAGAUAAAGUUGAUGCAUCUUGCACGCCAAGAAAAUCAUUGUCAAUGGGAGCGAUCAAGCCUUCCGUUAACGCCAUUGUCCACCGAAAAAGGACCGAUCAUGAAAAUAAAGAUGAGAGUGAAUUGGAACCAUUGGUUGUCAAUGACGCGACAAUCCACGAGGAUGCAAGAGAAAAUAAGGUACAAGGGGAUGUCGAUUUCAAAACAGAAUAUAAAAAGAAAUUUCGGCCAUUUUCGCAGUACGAAUACACCGAUGGUAGAUUUCUCGAGAGAAAUAACAAAUGCAAUGAAAACGUUGCUAAAGAAGUGGCCGACAACAACAAGGGCCCGUGGUAUCGGGAAGUGGUAGAACUCAGGAAAAAAGCAGGAGAAUACAAGUACAGAGGAUGGGGAACUGAACUAGCACCAGAAAGAAUAGCGGAAUUGUAUAACAAACAACUAGAGUUAUGGGAUCAAGUUUCCCAGCGAAGUUCGCUAUCGGCGUUGUCCUUGGCCUCAACUGCCCACAGGUCAUAUACGAAAGAUGAAAAGGAUGAAAGCAAUAAGAGAAGCACGCCUGCCUCUAAAUCUUUAAGAAAUACUGACAGUAGAAUCACUAGGGAAUUAAUACGGCAUCAUUUAGAACGAACUACCGGGGGUUCAGAAAUGGAUGGUCUUAUUUUGUCUCCGACUCGUGAAAAAUUAGAACCGACUAUUCCACGAAAGGACGACGGCUAUAGAUCGACUAAAGGUAGUCCCCAGAAGAGCAGUCCACUGAAAAGUUCGCCACAAAAGUCGUCGCAGAAGAAGACCUACCAGAAGCCCAAGACAAUCUCGAAGAACGUGAGAUCGCAAUCAUUAGACCCGGCUGAAGUUCGAGCUGAAAAGCCCAAGUCGCCAAAACACCAAUCUCGAUCCGCGACGACUAAAGAGAAAAAGCAACUUAACAACAAUAUAUCAACUCUACGAAAAUCUAGACCAUCUUCCUUGUCUACUACAUCUCGAUCUAAAUCUAACUUUGUUAAAACGGAAGACAAACAACAAGCUAAACCUAGUAGCAAGCAAAAUGUCUCUCAUGUAGCCGCAGUCAAACAACCAUCAGGAGUAGGAAUUGGGCGAGCAGGGGAAAGCACGGAGAAGUCUUUUAAAAAUGAAGUGGACGAGGUGCAAACGCAAUCAAACUUCGAGGCAGUCGAUUUGGAACCGGUGGUGAAAUCACCACCCGAACCGACAAGGGUUAAAUCGCCGGAGCAAAUUUUAGUACGUUCACCCGAUCCUGUAAAUUGGACGGUACCUUUGGACACGGGAAAAACAUUUACAGUAACUCAAAACAUUCCCGAAAGCGACUUUGGCGUGAGAUCGUGUAGCGAAGCUAAAGUGUGGACGCCACCGGAAUUGCCACCCCCGAUAGCCCAAUCAGCCCCACCUCAAUUACCGAUGGAACAAAUUAAAGAACAAGGCAUGUCCAUCUCGUAACUUGGGACACGAUUACUGCUUGCCGUUCCCAUUUGAUUGUUUUGCUUUAGCUAGAACUUUAAAAGACAACAACAAACAGGCGCAAAAUCAGCAUCAGCGAAAAGAUAUUUUCGCAGUAGAACAGGAAGAAGCGGUCGCUGACGAAGAGCCAUCAGCGAGUAAUGACGAGUUAAAAUCAGAAAAAGAAGAAGAAAACGACUCAAACAAUUCAUCCCCUAAAGUUUCGACUACUGAAGAAAAGAACAAUGAAUUUCCCCAAUGUUCUCCUACUACAACUACAACUACAACAACUACCGCUGUAGCUGUUAGUCAUUAUUCGCUAUUGCAAACUUCAGCAGGUCAAACAUUCGCAUCGGAAAUGCUAGAGAAAGCACGCAAUCGUUUCGAUCGCUUCUGGGGAAGAAACUCGAAGGAUACAACGUAAAAUUUUGGCCAUCCUAGUUACAGGAACGUAUUGUUAAAAUUCAAGUUGCUGUUACUGCACAUCUGAGCGUCAAGCAAAGUAAUCAACUUUUAUAAAUUUAUACACAUAGCUAGGCUUCAGCUAACUAUUUAUUAUCUACAUACAUACAUACAUACAUACAUACGUGUUAAAAAAACAAUAGAUAGGAUUUUUCCUACGAGUUACGUUUGCACAACGUUUUGUUAUAAAACUGUUACUCAAUUCCGUUCUAUACGUAUAUAUUCAAUUAAUUUAUAGCAGUCUUAGAGCCUAUCAAAAAAAAAAAAAAAAAGAAAGGA